Molecule: messenger RNA, 752 nt
Organism: Cantharellus anzutake
Lineage: Eukaryota; Fungi; Basidiomycota; Agaricomycetes; Cantharellales; Hydnaceae
Exons: 1
Coding region: 129-593 (154 amino acids)
Source: RefSeq, a predicted model, not a curated record
CAGGCACAUGACUCAAGAUUUCAAGAAUCCCUACUCGAGUACCUGAAGAAACCUGAGAACUGAUUUGUUUGGCUACGAGGGUCUCCUAGGACAGGGAAGAUCGCGAUCACUAUGAGGUAUCGCAUCUUAUGCUUGCUUGCCAACUUGCAUCCUUCAACGAGGACUUCAAAUUGUCGCUCGUCAGACACCUUCGGCAACGAGCUUUGGAGUCAGUUCAGGAUUUCCGCCUGGGAAAACAAAUUGAAGCUCUGAUGACCGAGCCGAUGUGUGACAUAUUCCCUUCAGGUAAGGAUCGCUUCGUCAUCGUUUUGGAUGGUCUCGAUGAAUGCGGGAAUCAGGAGAAUCUUGAGUCCCUGAUGGGACUGGUACUUGGCCUUCAGGAGCUCCCGCAGGCACUUGCUGUGCUAGUUAGUUGUCGUCCUGAUCCAGGAGUCAUUUCAGCUUGGCGCUUGAAAGCUCAAAAUGAGGGUCCCGUCAUACCAUGUGAAGAUGUGGACAAGAUGGAGUACGGUGAAGAUUUCCACGUUUGCUGUAUUGUGGAGGAUGGUCUUCGGGAUGUCAUCAGGAAAUCUUCAUGGAAACCAACAAAGUAGGAACUUAGUGAUUUUUCCCUGGCUUGCCUGUCAAUCCGGGUUCACGAUGUCUGCCAGCAGACAUCGGUGGCCGCACCCCUACGGUCGGCGUUUCAGGGCUUGCGUAGUGUCACUGAUACAUCUAUCGACCUCAAUCAGGAAUCCUCCAAGAUGUAUCGC